Messenger RNA from Dalotia coriaria, 1771 nucleotides. RefSeq lists its product as uncharacterized. The coding region runs from base 47 to 1561 and encodes 504 amino acids. The record is from RefSeq and is a predicted model, not a curated record. Lineage: Eukaryota; Metazoa; Arthropoda; Insecta; Coleoptera; Staphylinidae. The transcript has a single exon.
AUCCGACGAAGACGCAUUUCUUAACAAUCCUCGUAGCAUAUCGAUAAUGAGUAACAAAACGACGUCAACUUAUAUGCAAGCUCUACGUAGAUUAGCGAACAUUACCAUAAACGAAGAACUGUUAGUUACCGACAAUCGCGCGCGCUCACAAUCACAUCGCGGCACGAAAGAAACGCAUCCGGCCAACAAAGAGAAUUUCAUUAAAAUCAGCGUGGUUAAGUCCGAUACGAAAGGCAGCCGUAAACAGCCGCCGACGGUUAAAAAGCCGGAAAGCGCCACGAAAGUUAAAUUAAGUCCGAAUACGAAUGUGCAGUUGAAAAACGCAACCGUUACAUACCACCGCGGUACUGUUGGCGGUGGCAUUCGUCUUGUUACGACCACAUUGAAACCCAAAACAAAUAACACAAUAAUCAAAAAAAUUAAACCCACGUGGCCGUUCACCACAAUUAAUAGCAAGCACGAUCUUAAUAGAUACAAGAAUUACACUCAGUUGCACCGUAAUAGUAAUUCUACAAAGAAGAAUGAACAGAAGCAACAACAACCACAAGCGCAACUACAACCGCAACCACAACCUGAUUUUGUUUUGUAUCACAUUCCCGCACCAGAUCCAAUGCCUGAGGUGACUUCUUAUUCCCCGCAAUAUACUUUUGAAAGACCUCCUCAGACUCCCCAAUCAGAUCUAAAUGAUAAUAUUGUUCCAUUGAGCGCGGUUGAAACCUCAUCCAAUGGUUAUCCUGCUGAUGAUCCUAGUGACCUAGGUGAUAUAGUCGAUAUUCCUCUUGGUACUGUUGAUUUGGAUCUUAUUCCAGAUGCGCAAACCCAAGGGGAGUUCUAUUCGGCCAAUUCAGGGGGUAACCCUUGUCCUUCUUAUCAUUUGACUAGUAAUGUGUUUGCACCUCAAUCAAAACAAGCCGGUUGUCCUGAUUUGAAUGUAGUACUUAAUUCCCAUUAUCACCCAGCUACGGAUACACGUCGGCCGGAAACUGAAGCAGUGGCACCUGCUGCGUCUGCUCCUUUAGCUGAACCUGCCGCUCCGGCAGCAGCUGCUGCUGCUCCUGCCGCUGCUCCAGCAGCCGGGCCUGCUGGUCCAGCUGGAGCGGGUGGCUUUCCUCCAUUAGGUGUACCCCAACUCCCUGAAUUUCCUAUGUUGCCUAAUUUGUCAAUUCCGGAUUUGAAAGGUUUAAUGGGUAUAUUCGGUGGGCUUUGGAAUAUUGUUCGGACUGUGUUUACAUACCUCUGGCCUGUUUUAGUUGCUAUACCUGUAAUUGUUUUUGUCAAAACAUUGAUAGCUACCUUUUUCGCGAUUUUCCCGUGGUGGUUCCCUGCGCUUUUCUUCGUCGCCAAGUCCGAUAAUAAGGAAAAAACACAUUAUCAUUAUAAACAUGUCCACAAACCGGUUGUGCAUCCAGAUGGAUGGUUUUGGAAUCACCAAACUAAAACGUGGACGAAUAUUUUAGACACUACUAAAUUAUCAGGUGGUCAUCAUCCUUACAAAGGACACCGUCCACUGCGUAUAAAACAUAAACGAAGUUUAGAAGAAUAUAAAGCUAAAUUUAGAUAGGUAUCAAAUACGGCCAUAAUAAAUUUGAAAUUAUUGAUAAAUGGAAAAGAAAACGUUGAGCUUGCAUAUAAGUAAAUGGCAACAACUGUUAUUUAGUUGAUAAUUGUUAUUUAUUAUGUAAAUUAUUUAAUUUAUUUUAUUUCAGAAACAUUUGUGUAUAUAUUAUUUAUUGUACGUGUAAAGAAAAAUAAUAAUGAGAGAAACAAAUUA